This is a messenger RNA of Syzygium oleosum, 953 nucleotides long. RefSeq names its product late embryogenesis abundant protein D-34-like. The coding region runs from base 1 to 771 and encodes 256 amino acids. The record is from RefSeq and is a predicted model, not a curated record. The transcript is spliced from 3 exons. NCBI's taxonomy places the organism in Eukaryota, Viridiplantae, Streptophyta, Magnoliopsida, Myrtales, Myrtaceae.
AUGAGCCAGGAACAACCCCGGAGGCCCCAGGGUGGUGCGGACCCCAUCAAGUACGGCGACGUGUUCGAUGUCUCCGGCAAGCUCCAGGCGGAGCCGAUCAUGCCGCAGGACACGGCCACCAUGCAGGCUGCCGAGAACAUGGUGCUGGGCCAGACCCGGAAGGGUGGCAUCACGGCUGUCAUGCAGUCGGCCGCGGAGGUGAACGUGCAGACCGGAGCGGUGAAGCCCGGCCAGGUGAGCCACGUCGUGAGGGACCAGGGCAUGACCAUCUCGCAGGCGAACAUCGGCGGCAGGCGAGUUGUUAGCGAAGCAGUCGGUGGCCAGGUUGUGGGUGGAUACGUCCAACCAGCCGUGGACACCGGAAAACCGGGAGGAGCUCUCAACCGCGACGCCAUAACAAUCGGCGAAGCGCUGGAGGCAUCCGCUCUCUCUGCAGGAGACAAGCCAAUGGAGCACAGCGACGCGGCCGCAAUACAAGCGGCCGAGGUAAGAGCCACCGGCAACAACGAGACCGUGCCUGGAGGAAUUGCAUCUCUGGCUCAGGCCGCCGGGACGCGCAACACCAGGACUGCGGCUGAUGAAGACAAGACCAAGCUCGCUGAUGUUUUGAUGGUAGUUAGGACGUUUCUGCCCGGGGACAAGGCGGUGACGCGGGAGGACGCCGACAGGAUGAUCGUGGCCGAGAUGAGGAACAAAAUCGAGGUGACGACCACUUCCGGCGGCGUGGCAGAGUCCAUGGCGGUGGCUGCCAGGCUCAACCAGCACAAGUGAUCGACUGAUGGGCCAAAAAGGAACAAUGCGGUCGCGAGCUUUGUAAAUAGGAGGAGCAGAUGCUUUUGAAGAGAGUGGCAGUCUUGUGUUUCAGCACCUAAAGUAUGCCAUAGGUGUUUGCACUUUGUGUUGGAAUAAACGGCGAGGCUUUUUCAGUUUGAAGCUGACCGGGAUUUGCCAUG